This is a messenger RNA of Acanthosepion pharaonis, 987 nucleotides long. NCBI's taxonomy places the organism in Eukaryota, Metazoa, Mollusca, Cephalopoda, Sepiida, Sepiidae. The record is from the annotation of a GenBank genome assembly.
AUGUUGCCGUCGAGGCAUUGUAAUCCCGUUACAUCUUUCUCUCUUUCUUUCUUUCUUUCUUUCUUUCUUUCUUUCUUUCUUUCUUUCUUUUUCCUCUUUCACUAUGUCUGUCUUUCUUUCUUUCUUUCUUUCUUUCUUUCUUUCUUUCUUUCUUUCUUUCUUUAUUUUGUUCGAGCUUUCUCCUUCCUAUUUCAUUCUAUCUCUUGUUAUCUUUCUUUUUCUUUCUUUCUUUCUUUCUUUCUUUCUUUCUUUCUUUCUUUCUUUUGUGUUGCUGAUUAUUACUUCUUUCUCUCCGAUUUUGCUAUUUUUCUUUCUUUUUUCUGUGGUAUUGGCAUUAAUAUUUUCUUUUUUUCUUUCUUUCUGCUUGUGAUUUCUCUUUCCUCUUUUAUUCUGUUUGUCUUUCUUUCUUUCUUUUUUCUUUCUUUUUGUUAUCUUUCUUUCUUUUGUUCAUGUUUUCACUCUCUUCUUUCAUUCUGUCCGUGUUGUUAUCCUUUCUUUCACUCAUUCUUUCUUUCUUUCUUUCUUUCUUUCACUUUGUGUUCUUUAUUUCUGACUUUCUUUCUGUCUUUCUUUUGUUCGACCUCUCUCUUUCCUAUUACAUUCUUUCUAUUGUUUUCUUUCUUUCUUUCCUUUUUUCUUUCUUUUGUUCAACCUUUCUCUUUCCUAUUACAUUCUUUCUAUUGUUCUCGUUCUUUCUUUCCUUCUUUCUUUCUUUCUUUCUUUCUUUCUUUCUUUUCGUAUUGUUAUCUUUCUUUCUUCUGUUCAUGUUUUCACUUUCUUCUUUCUUACUGUCCGUGUUGUUAUCCUUUCUUUCACUCAUUCUUUCUUUCUUUCUUUCUUUCUUUCUUUCUUUCUUUCUUUCUUUAUCUUGUUCUAUCUCGAGCCUUCGUUCUCCCCAUAAAUUUCGUCACCCUUUCUCUCUAUCCAACUCUCAACCCUCUACUCACUUCUUUCCUAACCAUUCUCUUUUCCAAGCGUCACACUUAA